Messenger RNA from Ruditapes philippinarum (Manila clam), 6849 nucleotides. RefSeq names its product transmembrane protein 19-like. NCBI's taxonomy places the organism in Eukaryota, Metazoa, Mollusca, Bivalvia, Venerida, Veneridae. The coding region runs from base 16 to 1122 and encodes 368 amino acids. The transcript is spliced from 6 exons. Gene Ontology annotation, cellular component: membrane. The record is from RefSeq and is a predicted model, not a curated record.
UGCUUUAAAGCUAAUAUGUCCGUGACCGAAUCGGGACCGAAAAGUAUCGAGGCCGACUUGAAAAAAAAAGUAUCCAAGGGAAAUAACCGUUAUCACACUUGCAAAAUGAAACUAGUAUUUAUUUUAGCUGUCAUUAUUCCAUUGAGUGUCAUAUUCUGGUUAUCAACAUGUAUCUUCCAUUAUUAUAGAUCAGAUGUUGAAACUGUGUCCCCAGUAAGGUUUCUCAUAGCAGUUGUAGCCCCUGUCCUCAUCACAAAAUGGGGACAGAAAAGAGGAAGCCUGGACACAUCAGGAGCUGUUGCAGCGUUACUUGUUGGAUUUCUGAUGACAAUAAGCAACCUGUGUUUCUUCUCAUCUCUCCUUGCCUUCUUUGUGUUUGCUUCAAAGGUCACCAAGUUCAGAACAGAUCAGAAGAAGAAACAAGAGGAUGAUUUUAAAGAAGGUGGAAUGAGAAACUGGGUACAGGUCCUGUGUAACGGAGGUAUCGCAGCAGAAAUGGCCUUGAUAUACCUGGUCGAUGUUGGCUGCUCAGAGAAGUUGAUCGACUUCAGCACACAUUACACCGCUAGUUGGUUCAGUAUGGCCGUACUUGGUGCCCUCUGUUGUAGCUGUGGUGACACUUUCUCCUCCGAGAUUGGCUCUGUAAUUGGUAAAUCAAGGGAGGCAAUUCUAAUAACAAAUUUCAAAUAUGUACCCAAAGGUACAAAUGGUGCUAUAUCUUUGACUGGUACACUGGCAAGUAUGGUUGGUGGAAUGUUGGUGGGGCUUGCGUUUUAUAUCACACUGUUAUUGCUGGUCAAUGAUGUAUAUUUAUUAGAGUCACCAGCCCAGUGGCCUGUAGUGCCGAUCUGCGCGCUACUUGGAUUACUAGGAUCAACUAUUGACUCAUUCCUUGGAGCAACACUCCAGUACUCAGGGUAUGACAAGAAAAAGCAGUGUGUUGUACACCAUCGUGGACCAGGGAUAGAUGAUAUAUGUGGUACAGAUUUCCUCGACAACCACAGUGUGAAUCUUCUAUCCUCUCUACUUACCUCCCUCCUGGCACCGAAACUAGCACUCAGUCUAUGGCAUCGCUUCUUAGAAAUAGACCGCUUUCAGUUCUUAGAAAAGUCACCUGUAUGAUUAUUUUAGAAAUUUACGACAAAUACCUUAGAGCAGUAACAGGUUAAGUCCUUUCAAAUUUAAUAGGAGUUAACCAGUUAUAGCACUGAGGCAACAAUAUACAAACUUUGCUCAAACAGCUGGAAAGUGGAAAGUUUUCUUUUAAAUUGCAAAAAUGAUAUUUUUGACAUCUUGAAAAGACAUAUGUAAUCUAUGCUAUAUCUAAACGAAAUGGCGUCUCUAUGUCCACUAUAAAUAUUUGAAAGAAAGCUUUAGAAUUUGACUGUGAAUUCUAAAAGAAAAUUUCCAUGAAUUAAAUAUGGAUUUCUCCAGGACAGUUUUUUUUAUGCCCCCGCCAUGUAAUGGCCGGGGCAUAUAGUGUUACCCUGUUCCGUCAUUCCGUCCUUCCGUCCUUCCGUCAUUCUGUCAUUCUGUCAUCAUCAGUUUCCGUUCAUUAUCUUAAGAACGGUUGCACACAUUCAACUCAAAUUUGACAUAUGGAUAUGUCAUGAGAAAAUACAGGUCAAGUUCGAAUUUGGUCUUGGUUUGAUGAUUUUUGGCAGAGUUAUGCCCCUUUUACUUUGAAAAUAAUAUGAAAUUUCAGUUUCCGUUCAUUAUCUCCCCAACGGUACAACACAUUCAACUCAAACUUGACAUAUGGAUAUGUCAUUAGAAAAUACAGGUCAAGUUCGAAUUUAGUCAUGGUUCGAUGAAUUUUGGCAGAGUUAUGCCCCUUUUACUUUGAAAAUAAUAUGAAAUUUUCAGUUUCCGUUCAUUAUCUCCCCAACGGUACAACACAUUCAACUCAAACUUGACAUAUGGAUAUGUCAUGAGAAAAUACAGGUCAAGUUCGAAUUUGGUUAUGGUUCGAUGACUUUUGGCAGAGUUAUGCCCCUUUUACUUUGAAAAUAAUAUGACAUUUUCAGUUUCCGUUCAUUAUCUCCCCAAAGGUACAACACAUUCAACUCAAACUUGACAUAUGGAUAUGUCAGGAAAAAAAUACAGGUCAAGUUUGAAUUUGGUUAUGGUUUGAUGAUUUUUGGCAGAGUUAUGCCCCUUUUACUUUGAAAACAAUAUGAAAUUUUCAGUUUCCGUUCAUUAUCUCCCCAAUGGUACAACACAUUCAACUCAAAUUUGACAUAUGGAUAUGUUUUUGGAAUGCCCAGGCCAAGUUCGAAUUUGGUCAUGGUUCAAUGAUUUUUGGCAGAGUAAUGCCCCUUUCACUUUGAAAAUAAUAUGAAAUUUACAGUUUCUGUUUAUUAUCUACCCAACAGUGAUACAUAUUCAACUUAAAUUUGACAUAUGGAUAUGUCAAAGGAAUGGGCAGGUCAAGUUGGAAUUUGGUCAUGGUUUGAUGAUUUUUUGGCAGAGUUAUGUCCCUUUCACUUUGAAAAUAAUAUAGAUACAUCUUAGGAAUAAGCAGUUAAUGUUUGAAUUUGGUCGUGGUUCAAUGAUUUAAGACAAACUUAUCUUUCCUGAAUGUUGGAAAAAUUUUGAACUUUCAGUUUCAGCACUCAUACUUUUAGCCAUUAUUUUGGCUACAAAUAUGCAAUAUGCUUUUUUUAAAAGGUUAAGACUGAAUAAUUUCAGUGCCUUGAACAUUGUAUGAAAAUGGUUUGUGUUAACAUUGAAGGGCUUUGAACAUUUAAGGGCUUUGAACUUAAACUGAAAAAAAUAAUUAAUGCACCAUCUGAAAUUUUGGCUGCAUGCGGGGGCAUCCGUGGCAUGAUGACACAUUUCUAGUUUUUUUUUCAAAAAUAAAUCUAAAAGGGACUCCACUGAGUUUUGUUGGCAUGAUGGGACAGAAAGUGAUUUCUUAAAAAAGUAACUCAAACUUUUUAUUAAAAUUUUCUUAAAACAUCAUUUAAAAGUCAUCUGAAUGCUUUGUGUUAUUUUUCAUUAGUAAACUAACAAAAUAGCUUUAUUAUACCUCUUCCAUAUCAGGGUACAAAGCUUUUUACUUAUGUUGGUAACGAAAUAGUCUAGUUUGUGACUUUUGUAAGGCAGCAUUAUUUUUUUCCCCGUUUUUGUAUUUUUGCAAUUAAGAUGGUAACAAAAACAUCUAGUCUGUGGUCUUUGACAGCAUUAAUUUUUUCCCCUAGUUUUAAUGUAGCUUUGCAACUAAGAUGAUUUAAGGUUUACAUAGCAGCAUAUUUAUAUUAUAAAUUUACAGUGUUAUGUGUUCUAUAAGUGUUUAAGACGUUGUUUGUUAGAAGCCAAGCCCGGCUUUCACUAACGUUCUCAAACUGAGAUAAAUCUCAACUUUAGAUUGUCUCAAUAUAGACUGAGAUUCUUACUCACCUGAGAAAAAUCUCAAGUCUUAAGUUGAGAUUUUUCUCAGAUUUUGUUAGUGAAAGCCAAACUGAGAAAAAUCUCAAUCUCAGUCUCUGAGUUGAGAAAAAUCUCAGAUUUGAGCUGAGAUUUUGACUUUGAGAAAGUAAGUGAAAGCCGGGGCUGAUCCUCUUCAUGAUUUAUUGUUUCAAGACGGAAUCAAAGGUGUUAUAGACAUGAGCCUUAAACUUUUCACCCAAUUUCUUUUUUUCAACUAUUCCUUUUACCUUAUUCAAAAUUCUAAAUUUUUGAAACUUAUUCAUAGAAUCAACCAAUGCAUCAUAAAUUUGUACACAAAACUUGCCCUGCUUUGAGUAUCAAUUAGAGUAUUUUAUUUUAUUUCCUAAAGAGUUGGUUUUUUUAUUCAAAAGCUCAAAUUUAGCAGUCAACAGACUCUUUUCUCAGAAUACUAGGGCGUUAAGGGGGCUUGACCUUAUAAUAGUGGCCUCAGAAAGUUUGACUGCAUACUUCAUAAUCACUAUUACACAUGUUGACUUCAUCUUUAUUUUCAUCUUCCAAUUUUUCAUCAUUUUGACAUAUGUGUUCAGUUUAUAUUUGAUUCAAAAGUGUUGAGUUUUUCUGAAAUAUUUUAGAUGUAUUUAAGAUAUAUUAAGGAUACGACAAGGGUUUUAUCCAUUUUGUGGCAUUUAUAAUGUUUUGUGUUUAAUGUGAAUGGUAGCCAUACAUGUAAUCUACAAGUACUCUACAAGUACAUGAAUUUAUUUACCUUGUCAUUAUAAGAAUAUACAAGUGUAUUUGAGCCGCGUCACGACAAAACCAAUGUUAUGUGUUUGCGACCAGCAUGGAUCAAAACCAGCCUGCUCAUCCGCACAGUCUGAUCAGGAUCCAUGCUAUUGCUAUCAGUUUCUCUACUUAAAAUAGGGUUUGUAAGCGAACAGCAUGGAACCUGAUCAGACUUCGCGGAUGCGCAGCCUGGUCUGGAUCCAUGCUGGUCGCAAAAGCAUUAUUUUGGUUUCGUCGUGAUGCGGCUCAAUUUUAAAUGUUGAGGGCAUUCUAGUGUAUAGUGUACAAUAUAUUUUUUUUUGCAAAUGUCCAUCUUGAAAGCACUUUCUUUAUAUUUUUUCAACAGUCUUUAAUUAGUGUUAAAAAGUUUGAACUAUUUAAGGAAUAGACAUACAACAGUUUAUUGUUCUUUCAGUUUUAGAUGUACUGUGCCUUUUAUUCAUUUCUAAAGAACUACAUGUGUUAUUUUGUAAUAAUUUAUUUACACAAGACUAGUGUCGUCACAUUUUGUCAAAUUAUGUUCUGAAAAAGUGGAUGACAUUAUUAUAUUAUAUAUAAUAUGAAUUGUCUUAAUAGGAAUUAUUUUUGUUAGAGGUCAUGACCUUAAACAAGAUGAUGCAGUUGAUUUUAUCUUAACCUGUAUAAUGGUAUUUAAUUCAAGUGGUGGCAGCCCGAGUGGUUAACACUUAAGGUAGUCUUACUGUAACAUUUUCCUACCAAAUUUCAGCAAAUAUUGUAGCAAAUCCAUUAUUUCCGAAAUAUGAUGUUUUCAAAAUCCUGAGCAUUAGAUUAUUUACAAUCACUCGUCCUUUAUCGCAAUGUACUCAAUUCUGGUUAUAAACAGUUGCACAUUAUUGAAUACCGAAGAUUGUGAAAAUAUCGUUCCGCAGAAGACUGAUUUAUAACGACUUUGGCCGAUAUUAAAAAUUUUUUGGCGGGAAAGCAUUUCAAUAGCACUACCUUAAGACUGGUUACCUAAAGGAUUGCUGGCCUCAUGGAUUUAAACCCCAUCAGUGAUAAGCUGUUGUUUCCUUAAACAAGAAUUUUUUUUCUCAUUGCAUAAUAUUCAGAUUGAUUACUGAUUAGUACUGACAGUGUAUAUGUAAGCUUAUAACAACCUGCACACUCGAAUUGUUAUAAAUUCUGUAUAAACUGACUGUAUUCAAUGGACUAUACAGUCAAACCAGUGUUUAAGACCACCUCUAAGUAAAGAUAAUCUAAUGAAUAUAGAUUAUUUUUCAUCAAACGUACAUUGAACAGAGUAACCCCCAAAUCAAGACCACUGUCAAUGUUAAGUCUCUUCUUUAUGGCCUUGGUUAACAUGUUUGACUGUCUACAUAUUCUGGAAAACCCAUUGCGAUUUUACAACUGUAUGAUGAAAGUUGAUUUACUGUGGAUUUUACAGGUGUUUUAAAUGAUUUUGUUUUGGGGUCACUAUUGUUUGUUAUUUAUAUUGAUUAAAUAUAUUUAUUUAUUAUUUCUUAUGAUUAUUGGUAGUACAACAAGAGGUAAUUUGUUGGUAUUUGUUGUAGUAUAAAUUAUUAUAUAAUAUAAAUAACAAUGAUGUACAUGUAAUUUUUUUAUAAAACAUAAUUUAAUGUAAUAUAUCCAUCUUUGAAUCAAGUGAGUAUUUUGUUUAACUCAUGAUGUUGUCAGGUCAGCAUAUCCAUUUAGUUUCUGUGUUUUUACUUGGUUACCGUGAGGCUAACAUUUUGAUAUAAUAAUUGAACACAACUCUUACUCAUAACAUCAUUUUACAAAUGAUGAUAAAAGACAUUAAGAUUGUUGAGGAUAUUAAAAAUAGAAAAGCGAAUUACCCUUGAAAUGUUAAAAAUAGCUAUAAAUAGGUGAUGAUAAACAAAUUUCAGAAGUUUUAUAUUUAUUUCCAGAGCUAAAAAAUUGAAUAUCUUAAAGAAUUCAAAGUUUCUAUUUAAAAAAUAGUGAAUAGUGUUAUGUGUUGUUUUCCAAUCACGGCAUUCAAUUAUUAUUAUUAUAGUAAUGUUGUUUUUUGGAAAUUAAUUGUCUCUUUAGUUUGUAAUGGAAAAUGAAUCGAAAAAUUAAGCAUUUUUUCUCAAGACCGGCUUUCACUGACGUUCCCAAACUAUGACCAUUCUCAACCUAAGAUUGUCUCAAUAUUGACUGAGAUUCUUACUCACCUGAGUAAAAUCUCAAGUUGGCUUUCACUAAACUUUUUCUCAACCCUUGAGAUUUUUCUGAACUGAGACUUUCAUUAUCUCAAUGCAUGAGUGAAAGCCAAACUGAGUUGAGAAAAAUUUCAGAUUUGAGCUGAGAUUUUGACUUUGAGAACUUUGGUGAAAGCCGGGCAAGAUCUGUUGUUCCAAAAGUGACUGCCAACUUUUUUCCAGACAGUGGUGAUGUGAAGGUUUCAUGGCAUUAGGCUGAUGAAGUGUUGUCAGCCUAUCUGUGGUGUUAUCCUUUACCACCUUAAUUACCUUAAAUUGACUUGUCCAUCUUUCAGUCUGGACAAAACCAUUCAUCAUUUUUGGGGGAAAUUUUAAAAACUUUGUACUGACUGAAUAGUGUACAGUUCAGACCAUGGAGACAAGCAAUCAUGUGGGAAAUUUCUUUGUUUUAUAAACUGCUUUAGUUAUUGUUGAUUUUAUACAUUUGUUAAUAAGAAAAGUAAAAAAUAAAAAUAAUUUAUAUACUGUA